AUGUCAGAAAGACCGUUGUGGUUCAGAUGGGCCAGAGUAGGGUUUGUAGGAUUUUCUAUAGUGGCAUCCGGUGUCCUUCUCUACAAAUAUGCCACUCCGACAGAUGAGCAACUCAUUGCACAGUUUUCACCGGAAGUGAGACAGCAGUACGAAAGAAACAAGGAGUUGAGACGCCAGGAGCAAAGAGAAUUGAUGAAGAACGUCCAGAUAACUGCUGCUUCUAACGAUCCCAUAUGGAAAACAGGGAACAUAAAGAAUCCGUGGGACAAGGAGAACAGGGGAUCGGAUCCAAACUUAAUUGAUCCAGUGAAGUUCCACCAACAGAAGGCUACGGAAUUUAAGAAGCAACAAAUUGAGCAAGCAGAACACGACUUUCUGGAAACGGAACGUCUUGUGGCUGCCAACAAGAACAACAAAAAGUGGUACAAUUUUUGGUGA
Molecule: messenger RNA, 438 nt
Organism: Dujonia railenensis
Lineage: Eukaryota; Fungi; Ascomycota; Pichiomycetes; Serinales; Debaryomycetaceae
Source: the annotation of a GenBank genome assembly